This is a messenger RNA of Choloepus didactylus (southern two-toed sloth), 6141 nucleotides long. RefSeq names its product neurocan (gene NCAN). Gene Ontology annotation, biological process: cell adhesion. NCBI's taxonomy places the organism in Eukaryota, Metazoa, Chordata, Mammalia, Pilosa, Megalonychidae. The transcript is spliced from 15 exons. Bases 145 to 4311 code for a protein of 1388 amino acids. The record is from RefSeq and is a predicted model, not a curated record. Gene Ontology annotation, molecular function: hyaluronic acid binding; calcium ion binding.
CCUUUAUAAGCGGCCGGGGCCGCGCUGGGGCCAGCGGAGCGCAGGGCGCGGGGCUGCACCCCGCGCGGAGCCAGCCGGGCCCCUCGUCCUUUGUGCCCGGGCGGCCGCCCCGGGGAUGCGGCCGAGCUAGGAGCCAGGUCCAGGAUGGGGUUCCUGUCCCUCCACACCGCCAGCCUCCUGAUGUUCCAGACGCUUCUGCUGGUGGCUGGGGAGCAGGGCGCCCAGGACGACGCCGAGAAGGGGCUGCACUUGCAAAAGAUGGGGUCCGGGCCAGUGCGGGCAGCUCUGGCCGAGCUGGUGGCCCUGCCCUGUGUCUUCACCCUGCGCCCGCGGCUGGGUGACACCCAGGAUGCCCCGCGGAUCAAGUGGACCAAGGUGCGGACGGCGUCCGGCCAGCGCCAGGACUCACCCGUGCUCGUGGCGAAGGACAAGGUGGUGAGGGUGGCCAAGGGCUGGCAGGGACGCGUGUCACUGCCCGCCUACCCCCGGCGCCGGGCCAACGCCACGCUGCUGCUGGGGCCACUGAGGGCCAGCGAUGCCGGACUGUUCCGCUGCCAGGUGGUGAGCGCAAUCGAGGACGAGCAGGACCUGGUGCCCCUGGAGGUCACCGGUGUCGUGUUCCACUACCGGGCCGCCCGGGACCGCUACGCGCUGACCUUUGCCGAGGCCCAGGAGGCCUGUCGCCGCAGCUCGGCCACCAUCGCGGCGCCCCGGCACCUGCAGGCCGCCUUCGAGGACGGCUUUGACAACUGCGACGCCGGCUGGCUCUCCGACCGCACCGUGAGGUACCCUAUCACCCAGUCCCGUCCUGGUUGCUAUGGCGACCGGAGCAGCCUGCCAGGGGUGCGCAGUUACGGACAGCGGGACCCGCGAGAACUCUACGAUGUCUACUGCUUUGCGCGCGACCUGGGGGGCGAGGUCUUCUACGUGGGCCCCGCCCGCCGCCUGACUCUGGCCGGGGCGCGGGCCCAGUGUCGCCGCCAGGGCGCCGUGCUGGCGUCGGUGGGGCAGCUGCACCUGGCCUGGAACGAGGGCCUGGACCAGUGCGACCCGGGCUGGCUGGCGGACGGCAGCGUGCGCUACCCGAUCCAAACACCGCGCCGGCGCUGCGGGGGUCCGGCCCCGGGCGUGCGCACCGUCUACCGCUUUGCCAACCGCACCGGCUUCCCCGCGCCCGGCGCGCGUUUCGACGCCUACUGCUUCCGAGCUCAUCACCCCACACCACAACACGGAGACCCUGAGACCCCCACCUCUGGAGAUGAGGGGGAGAUUCUGUCGGCAGAAGGACCACUGGCCAGAGAAUCAGAACCCGGCCCCCCAGAGGAGGAGCCCAUCACCCCUGACUUCCAGGAGCCUCUGGUGUCCAGUGGGGGGAACGAGCCCCUGAUCUUGGCAGAGAAGCAGGCGCCCCAAGGGACCCCCAGCCCUGCCCCCGGGGUCCCCACGCUGGCCUCACCCCCAGCUCUGGAGGCUGAGGGGUUGUGGCUGACCACGGCGGCCCCGAGCCCCAGCAGCCUGGCAGUGGGCUCUGCAGCCAAUGUGCCCACUGAGGCCGCCCCAGCACCCAGGAGGCGGGGGCGCUUCAAAGGGUUGAAUGGACGCCACUUCCAGCAGCAGGAGCCUGGGCAGGGGCUGGAGGGGGGCCUCGAGGCCAGCACCUCGCCCCCCACCCUGGGGGCUGCCGGGAACCACGUGGAGGCUGUCCCGGCCCCCCAAGCCACGGAGGCCUCUGUGGGCAGCCGGAGCCCAAACCCCUGGGCCGUCCUGACCAACGAGGUGGACGGACAUGAAGCCCAUUCCCCUGGUGGCAGGAAACCCCCAGAGAUCUGGCUGUGGCCCCCGACCCUGGACCCGGCCAGCAUCUCAGGCCCCGGCAGGGACCCCCCUGGACUGGAGCUCAGGGAAGCUGAGGACCCCGGCACGAGGCCAGUGGCAUCUGACCGUCCCCGUCACCCCACGGAGGCCACCAGCCUGGAGACCAGCUCGGCCACCCAGGAGGGUUCCCCAACAGCCACGUCCUCAAACCUCCCUGUCGUGGCCAUGCUGCGUGCCCCCAAAGCGUGGCUUCCCACCCAGCCUGCACCCCUCCCCACGGGGGGCGGUGGGGUCGAAGGACACGGCGAGGUCAAAGCCAGUUCCCAGGAACCCAGUGACCCAGACACGUUUCCCCUGACCCCCUCCUCGGGCCCAUCGGGAGCAGGAGGAGAGGCCACGGACACGCAAGCCGGAGUCGGCCCUGACCCCACCAGGGCAGAUGCUGGAGAAAGCGGGGGGCCCAGUCCGGCUCCAUCCAGCAAAGCCGAGCUCCCCGGAUCCAGAGCACAGACUUUAGUGGCCGCAAACAUGGUAGCCAAGCUCACCCCCUCCCAGACUGCCACUGAGCCCGCGGGGGUCCAAGACCCCUUGAGUUCUGGGUCUGGCGUCCUCCAUACAGCAGGGAGCCCCACGUCUGGCCUGGAGGCCACCGCAGAUGGGGUGGAGAGCACGUGCCCCCCACUGGACACUGCAGGGUCGGAACCCCCUUCUCCAGCCGCCCCCUCGGGGGGGCCUGGAGUCACCCCAUUUGACAGAGCAGAAAACCCGAGUUUGGAGGCUGGGGAAGUCAUGGCCGGUCCCCUGGGAGCCACACCUGACCCUGGAGACGCUGGUGGAAUUUGGGGUCCUGGAUCCCACGUACCUGAGGGAGCCAGAAGCCCCACUUUGAGCCCCGAGGCAGCUGCGGAGACAAGCAUGGGCGUGUCCCUCACAGCCCUGAGGCAGGAGGACCACAUUGGGGUCCUGGCCACAUCCCCACUGGCCUCCCUGAGUCCCCAGCCGCACCCAGAGCCGGAGGCCGAGGUGGCCCGGGGGACGCUGGCAGCAUCGGCCCCUCCGCAAGGGAGCAGCUCCCCGGGGGAACCGGCUUCUCCUGCCUGGACACCAUCUGGGGGUGAGACGGCCUCAGUUUUCUUGGGGGAGCCCACAGCCUCGUGGGACCCCCCUGGCACCCUGCUGCCCGGCUCCCUGGGGCCCAGGGAGUUUGAUCUGGUGGACGUGGCCGGGGCCCCAGGUGUGGAGAGCUUCUGGGAGGAGGCGGCCAGCGGAGAGGAGCUGGCCCUGCUGGGGUUCCCUGCAAACAGGAGCAAAGAAGACGCCCCUUCCGAGCCCUGUGAGAACAACCCUUGCCUGCACGGGGGCACCUGCAAGGCCAAUGACACCGUGUACAGCUGUAGCUGCGACCAAGGCUUUGCCGGGGAGAACUGUGAGAUCGACAUUGACGACUGCGUCUGCAGCCCCUGCGAGAAUGGAGGCACCUGUGUCGACGAGGUCAAUGGCUUCGUCUGCAUUUGCCUCCCCAGCUACGGGGGCAGCCUCUGCGAGAAAGAUACGGAGGGCUGUGACCGCGGCUGGCACAAGUUCCAGGGCCACUGCUACCGCUAUUCCGCCCACCGGCGGGCGUGGGAGGACGCCGAGAGGGACUGUCGCCGUCGAGCCGGCCAUCUGACCAGCGUCCACUCACCCGAGGAGCACAGCUUCAUCAACAGCUUCGGGCAUGAAAACACGUGGAUCGGCCUGAACGACAGGAUCGUGGAGCGAGAUUUCCAGUGGACAGACAACACGGGGCUGCAAUAUGAGAACUGGAGGGAGAACCAGCCGGACAAUUUCUUCGCGGGUGGUGAGGAUUGUGUGGUGAUGGUGGCACAUGAGAGUGGGCGGUGGAAUGACGUGCCCUGCAACUACAACCUCCCCUACAUCUGCAAGAAAAGCACGGUGCUGUGUGGCCCCCCUCCGGCAGUGGAGAACGCCUCGCUCAUCGGUGCCCGCAAGGCCAAGUACAAUGUCCAUGCCACUGUACGCUACCAGUGCAAUGAAGGAUUUGCCCAGCACCACGUGUCCACCAUCCACUGCCGGGGCAACGGCAAGUGGGAGAGACCUCAAAUUGUCUGCACCAAACACGGUCCCAUCGCAUGCGCCGACAUCACCAUCACCACCAGCACCACCACCAGCAUCACCACCACAAAUCACGCAAGGAGCGCCGAAAACACAAGAAACACCCAGCGGAGGACUGGGAGAAGCAAGAAGGGAAUUUCUGCUGAGAAAAAGAACGCGGCAAAAGAAAGCACAACUCCCCCUCCCACAAGUCCUCUGGAGCCUCCACCUGGGGAGACAGAGCCCAGAGCCAGUCGAGAUGGUCCCGAAAUUCCUGUGCCCCGAGCCACACGCCCCCUUCCCCCCACAUACUCCUUUUGUAAAAAGCUCCCCUCUCCUCUUUCGUGCACACACGAGGUCCUCUUGGCAGUUGUUGCUGUGUGUCUGAAAAGUCAAUUCUAGUCGGGCUGAACUCUGGGCGGAUCUCCCAGGUGAGGGCAGCACAAUCAGCAAAUAUCAUUGUUUGCACUGGUUUGGUCUUUUGUUUGCAAGGCUGAUUGCCGGUUGUUGACACAGCCUUUCAGGAGGCACCUGGAGAGUAUGUUUGAAUCCACACUGAGGAAUUGCUUUUCACACCAGAGAUUCAGGCUCAGUAAACCGUCGGGCGUCCCUGAAUGCGGGCUGGAGCCUUUAUUUGAGGUCAUUAGCUGUGGGAGAAAAGGAUGGAACAAAACUUGAUGAAGGCUCUCUCUUUGGUCUUGGGUCUUGGUGGGUAAACGUGGGAAGGAGCUCCCGUGUCCUGGAUUUUAGGAAUGCUUUUAGAAGCCUCCCUCCAAGCCCUUCGAGUUAGGGGUUGGAAUACAAGGAUAGGAUCCGAGGGAAAGUGUAUUGCAGACCCUCCCAAGCCUAGUCCGGCACUGAGAUUUGGCGGUUUCGCUUCUGAGGAUAUUUGGGGCCUGCUGAGCCCUGAUUCUUCCCCCUCCACGUCUCAGGGAGACAAACAACCUCCUCCGCAGACCAAGGAGGUGCCAAAUUUUCUAGCCCAGUCCCCGUCUCUGCCUCGAGUAGUUAACACACCUGCCCGGGGGCGUAUUGCCGAGAGGUGCACAGGGUUAAAACUGAAAUACACGCGCACACACAUGCAUUUUUCUCCCCAAGUUUUAAUUUUUUGAGUGGGAAAAGACUCGCCUCGCCUUUCUCCCCCAAGUCUGCAAACUGUCAAAGGCCUCCUCCAGCCCCCUGCUCUCUUGCAGGAGCUUUGUUUCGUGCUUUCUCCACUCUUGCCAACUUCCAGUGUGGGUGAAGUCUGUGCAUCAGUGUUAAAAACCACAGCGGAGAGUGGCCCUUGCAGAAAAAGCAGAUGCAGGGUCCGCCUAAGGGUUAGGUAGAGAGAUAUAUGUGUGGUGGAACCUAUAUCCCCCUUCAGAAAUGAUACUCAUAGCUGACAGGCGUGGAGUGGGUGCAGGUUCAAGCCUUCACACUCUACCUCCUUGCGUCGUCUUGGCAUUCCAGCGACUUCAAGCCGUUAUUUUCCCGUUAUACCCACAAGGGAGAGCCGAGGUGCAGACAGGGGAAGGCCCUGGCGUGACUGGUCCACAGCCAGGAGGGACAUCGAGAUUCAGACCCGUCUCUUUCUGGCUCCAAAUAUACUUCUUUCACCGGGGAAGGGCUUGAAAUGUAAGCUCAGUUUCUCUCGUGCACGAGCAGAUCUGGGACAUGAUCGAGAAGUGCAAGCAAACCCUUCCUUCGCUGUGUCUUCAGUCCUCCCUGUAGGAUGCACUCCGCUGUUCUACCUCAUGGUGAUCGGCGAGACCCCAGGGAUAUAGGUUUUGUCUUCUUGCUUUGAUGACUCUUCUUGGUUUUUAAAGAUAUGAUAGUAAUAAUCAUAUAACAAUAACAUCUAUGCUCACACAUGUCACAAAAUAAUUUUCCUGUGUUUGUGGGGGAAGGGGUGUCCUGGGGUGCAGGUUUUUUGGGGAGAGCUGGGUUUAUGCUCCCUGCCAGUAGCCCCCUGGGCCCCUCGCCCUGCCCCCACCCCAGCUCCGUGCCGGGAGGGAGGGGGCUCUGGUCUUUUCUAAAGUGGGUGGUUUGUGUUUUUGGUCUUUCCCUUUGGGAUACGUGUGUGCGUGUGUGUACCAUGUGUGUGGCACGCGUGGGCGUGCGUGUGCACGGAGCAGUGUCGGGUGCUGCUGACUUUGCUGUGAGUGGCAGUGCUCUCUGGGUCUCUGGUUUCUGACACUCGGUCGUUCAUGUAUUUCUUGGACAUUUUAAUAAAAUUUUUUAACAGUUCAA